Molecule: messenger RNA, 289 nt
Organism: Ailuropoda melanoleuca (giant panda)
Lineage: Eukaryota; Metazoa; Chordata; Mammalia; Carnivora; Ursidae
Product: myosin-7-like
Exons: 2
Source: RefSeq, a predicted model, not a curated record
UGCUCUUCACUGGAGAAGACCAAGCACCGGCUGCAGAAUGAGAUCGAGGACCUGAUGGUGGACGUGGAGCGCUCCAACGCAGCCGCCGCGGCCCUGGACAAGAAGCAGAGGAACUUCGACAAGAUCCUGGCCGAGUGGAAACAGAAGUACGAGGAGUCGCAGUCGGAGCUGGAGUCCUCGCAGAAGGAGGCGCGCUCCCUCAGCACAGAGCUCUUCAAGCUCAAAAACGCCUAUGAGGAGUCCCUGGAGCAUCUGGAGACCUUCAAGCGGGAGAACAAGAACCUUCAGG